AUGGACUACUACGCCGCGCAACCGGAACCAGUUCACUUCUACGACAAGCCGCUGGGACGGUCCAACACUACUACACAUAAUAAUGCAGCCAUGUAUUACGUCGAGAAACCACUGGCUAGAUCGAACACAUCAUCAACAACCUCAUCAAUGGAGCGAACAAGAUCAACUCCUCUCUCGAGGAUGCUCCUCUCUGGAGAGGUCAGUGGCGAGGCUCCUCGGGACCUCAACCUAAGAGAACGACUCGACCGAUGGAUGGUAAACGAAGGUUCGAGGCGCAUGGUGGUUGGCGUUUUUGUGCUGGUUCACGCCUUCGUCUUCACUUUCGGCUUCUUACAUUACCAACUAAAGGACACACUGUCAGGUCCAAGGAAGACAUUCGGAUUCACCUUCGCCACUGCUCGAUCGUCCGCCCUGGUCCUGCAUUUCGACAUUGCCCUCGUCCUCUUCCCUGUCUGCCGAACACUCAUCUCGCUAUUACGGCAGACUCCGCUGAACGGUAUCGUUCCUUUUGACAAGAACAUCACUUUCCACAAACAGGUCGCCUACUCGAUCGUUUUCUUCUCAUGGCUUCAUACUCUCGCCCAUAUCAAGAACGUUGGACAACUUGCCAUCAACGCCAAGAUCGGGUUUGUUGGCUUCUUGAAGCUCGGUUUCCUCACUGGACCCGGCUGGACCGGCUGGGUGAUGCUCAUUGCCUUGAUGGCCAUGUUCUUCACCGCGAUCGAAAAGCCCAGAAGAGCAAAUUACGAACGCUUCUGGUCAGUCCAUCAUCUGUUCAUCAUCUUCUUUGUCAUGUGGUCCAUUCACGGCGCAUUCUGCAUGAUCAAGCCCGACGUGGCACCUUUCUGCGCCGGGAUCGGUGUUUUCUGGCAGUACUGGAUGUUUGGUGGCUUUGCCUAUCUCCUCGAGCGAAUCCUUCGUGAGAUUCGUGGUCGUCAUCAGACUUAUGUGACCAAGGUCAUCCAACAUCCAAGUAACGUUGUGGAAAUCCAAAUGCACAAGGAAAAGACCAAGACACGUGCUGGUCAGUACAUCUUCCUGUGCUGUCCUGAGGUUUCCAUCUGGCAAUAUCACCCCUUCACCCUCACAUCCGCCCCUGAGGAAGACUACAUCUCUGUCCACGUCCGUAUGGUGGGUAACUUCACCAAAGCUUUGGGUAAAGCUCUCGGCUGUGAAGAAGCCAAAAAAGGAGGUGGUGAGAAGAAACAACGCUCCGAGGUUAUCUCCAUGGCGCCUGGUGGUCUGACGAAACUACUUCCGAGAAUCUACGUUGAUGGACCAUUUGGAUCCGCAUCGGAAGACGUGUUCAAGUUUGAAACCGCAGUACUCGUUGGUGCUGGUAUUGGUGUUACCCCAUUCGCCAGUAUUCUCAAGAGUAUCUGGUAUCGCAUGAGCACCGGAUCAGGAGGCAAGACCCGACUGCGAAAGGUCUACUUCUUCUGGAUCUGUCGUGACUUCGGUAGUUUGGAAUGGUUCAAGUCGCUAUUGAUGGCUAUCGAGGCGCAAGAUAAGGCACACAAUAUCGAGAUCCACACCUACCUGACAGCGAAGAUCUCUGCAUCGGAUGCCAGUAAUAUCAUGCUCAACAGCAGCGAUACCGAUGCCGUCACCGGUCUGCGCACCCCAACCAACUUUGGUCGCCCCAAUUGGGAUAUGGUCUUCCGUGCCAUCCGCAAACUACACUCUCCUGGUGAGGCUGGUGUCUUCUUCUGCGGUCCUAAGGGCUUGGGUUCUCAGCUUCACAUCAAGUGCAACAUGUACUCCGAGGGUGAUAAAGGCUUCAGUUUCGUCUGGGGCAAGGAGAAUUUCUAG
Molecule: messenger RNA, 1812 nt
Organism: Exophiala bonariae
Lineage: Eukaryota; Fungi; Ascomycota; Eurotiomycetes; Chaetothyriales; Herpotrichiellaceae
Exons: 1
Coding region: 1-1812 (603 amino acids)
Biological process (GO): defense response; superoxide anion generation
Cellular component (GO): plasma membrane; NADPH oxidase complex
Molecular function (GO): superoxide-generating NAD(P)H oxidase activity
Source: RefSeq, a predicted model, not a curated record